UCCUAUCUGUAUAGUUGUUUGAGAGAAAAAGAUGGAAGUGCUUGAAUAUUUGUUCUUUCCAUUGCUUACAACAAACAACAUAAAAAGGCUAAAAUGGUGGGGAGAGUGAAAAAGUCGUCAGAGCUCACAGCAACAGUAUCAAGGAAGUGGUGAGGUUUUACAGUCUCUGUCCCUCUCUUUAACACACACACAAAGACAAACAUUAUCGUUUGCACACACCCAGUUGAACAGGUAAGGUAGGGUUACCUGUGGUUGGUUUAAAGUGAAAAGCCUCUGAGGUGAACAUGACGGAGUAGAGCCAGUCUCAACCACCUGCGUACUGCCAUGAGAACUGACUGACAGUUUCAGCAGAGAGAGAGAGAACUACAGCAAACUCAGCUUCCCCAGAGGAAAUCUUUUGGUCUACUCUCCCUCUCUCCUUCCUCCUUUCUCCUUUAUUCCCUCAGGAUGAGAGCCAUGUCAGCAAUUAUUUUCAUGGCCAUAUGUGCGCUGCUGGUUGUAAUCUACCAGGCCGUACAACAGGAACUCAACAUCCGUAACCUGAAGAAGCGCAUCGCUGUUACCACAGAACAGGUGAAGAUCAAGGAGGAUGGCAUUGUGGCAGCCAAAAUGAAAGUGGACGAGCUGAGCAAAACGAUUUCCCCAGUGAGCACACAGAGGGAUCAGCUAAAAAGACAGAAGGAAGACCAUAAGAAACAAACUGCUGACUCAGAAAAGGAACUAGCCGCCUGCCAGGCUGAGAAGAGUAAACUGGACAAGCAGAAUGAAGAAGCAAAAGAGGCACUUGUUAAAAUAAAAGAGGGCCAAGAAGAGGAGAGGAGGAAAGCAGAGGAAGAGAUUGAGGGUUUAAAAAAGCAGAUUCUAGGCAGAGACUUAAAGAUUUGCCAAUUUGUGGAUAUGACUAUUGAGACUGCAAGGAAGUUAUGUGCUGGUUCGUAACUGUGAAGGAGCUUUUUGAAGAAGAGGUCCAAUGGAGCACUCUGCAAAAAUUAUCUAAAUAUACUUAUAUAUAGUUUUUUUUCUUCACAACCAUUUUUUGGACUCUUUCAUAUAAUGUGUUGUGGAUGUGCUUUCUUUCAGUGAACAAAUAAAUGUGGAUUGAAGACCAAACUGACAAAAGGGUCUAAUGUUUUUGCAAAUAGUGUAAAAUGGCAAGUUUUACAUGGAGGAGUCAGGAAGCGCAUCACUGUUUACAAGAGAAACUUGUGCCGUUCACAAACCAAAACAGUCCAAAACUAUUUCAAAACAAUAUCAAAUAAAAUAAAAAAUAAUUUCCGAAUAAUAAUAAUAAAUAAUAAAAAAAAACAAUGUAAACAAUGAUGCGCUUCCUGACUCCUCCUCCACAUGACACGUGACCUUACCAACGAGCUUACUUCAUCCCUCUCAUGAGCGCAUGUCACGGAGAUGUACAGAAGUGAACAUUUGUAGGUAAAAAGUAUAUAAAUAUUGUUUUGUUUCUCAAAAUAAUAAAUCGUUUGCAUUCAGAAGAACUUUA
Myxocyprinus asiaticus (Chinese sucker) is the source of this 1495-nucleotide messenger RNA. Its product is annotated as myosin heavy chain, muscle-like. The record is from RefSeq and is a predicted model, not a curated record. Bases 448 to 939 code for a protein of 163 amino acids. The transcript has 4 exons. NCBI's taxonomy places the organism in Eukaryota, Metazoa, Chordata, Actinopteri, Cypriniformes, Catostomidae.